GUUAAAGUCAUGAGUUCACCGCUGAGCUGCGAUUCUACUUUGAUGGCCAGAAUCUUGGGUCUUGAUUGGUUCCUUCCUUUUUGCUCCUUAAACCCUCGCCAUCGACUGCAAAUCCAGUGAACUUUUUUCAAUUCAAUUCGUUUUGGGUAUUUCUGAUCUAUGGAUUUCGUCGAGUUAGAGGCCGCCGAAGGCCUCCGAUGGACAUGGAAUUCAUGGCCGGCGACCAAAUCAGAAGUCGAUGCCCUUGUAAUACCACUAUCGGUCAUGUGCACGCCAUUGAUGCAGUUCAACGAGCUCCCUAUUCUUCCUUACGAUCCUCUAAUCUGCAAUCAAUGCGGCGCCGUAUUGAACCCUUAUGCCCGCGUAGAUUACCAAUCUCGCAUCUGGGUAUGCCCUUUCUGCACAAAGAAGAACCCUUUUCCUCGAUCUUAUUCUGGAAUCGGUGAGAAUAAUCUUCCAGGUGAGUUGUUUCCAACCUACAGUACUGUUGAGUAUCAUUUGGGGAAGAAAGUUCCUCCGCCGUUGCCACCGCCGCCGCCUUCAAUCUCAAACAGAUUCGGCUCCUCAGGAUCCCUGGCUUUAUCUUCUUCUUCUUUGCUACCGGCGGCUGUUGAACAUAGAGGGAUCGCGCCGGCGUUCGUGUUUGUGGUGGAUGCUUGUACUGAUGGGGAUGAACUUUUAGCGCUGAAGAAUGAGUUGUUGUAUGUUGUUUCGUCAUUGCCGGAAAAUUCAUUGGUGGGUUUGGUCACUUUUGAUUCAAUGGUUAGAAUUCAUGAUCUUAGUUCUACUGAUUGCUUGAGGGUUUUUGUUCUUCACGGCGAUCGCGAACAAUCCUCUGAUCAGAUGAAGAAGUUAUUGGGAAUCGAUCGUAAAACGUCGUCAAAGCAAGGAUUUCUACUUCCAUUAUCUGAAUGUGAAUUCAACAUCACUACAGCUAUUGAAGAUAUCCAUUCCUCAACCCGAGUAAAACGCGGGCAUCGUUCUUCACGUUCGACAGGCGCAGCUAUAUCAGCAUCGGUUGGGCUCUUGGAAGGUUUAUCGAUCAAUAAUGGCUCGAGAAUAUUGGUUUUCACGUCAGGGCCUGCCACUCUAGGCCCGGGAAUGAUUGUGAAAUCGGAUUUAGCGAAUUCCAUCCGAAGUCACCAAGAUAUAUUCAAUGACCGUGGUUUUCACUAUGCCAAGGCUUCGGGUUUCUAUAAGAAGUUAUCGGAGAGACUUUCAGAUUCCUCGAUUGUUCUCGACUUCUUUGCUUGUUCGCUCGAUCAAGUGGGGGCAGCCGAGGUGAAGGUCCCGGUUGAGAAUUCGGGUGGAUUCAUGAUGCUAGGGGAUUCAUUUGAAUCAGAAGAGUUCAGAAAGAGUUUACGUCAUUUGUUUGAUCGUGACAAAGACGGGAGCUUGAAGAUGUGUUUCGACGUUACUAUCGAGAUAGUCACGUCGAAAGACUUCAAGGUAUUCAGAGCCCUUGGUCCUAUAACUCCUCUUAAGAAUAAGAAUGGUACAUGGAAAUUGGGGACGGUUACGAGCAAAACUUGUGUAGCGUUCUUCUUUCAAGUGGCAGACGAACCAAAAUCACAGCCCAAUUCCGCGUUCUUCUUACAAAUCAUCACGCGGUAUCGCGACGGAGACAUGUCAAUACGGAAAAGAGUCACGACUGCUUCGAGAAGAUGGGUAACCAAACGCUCCCCGGAAAUAUCUUCGGGAUUUGAUCAAGAGGCCGCUGCUUGUAUCAUGGCUAGACUGGCAAUUGACAAGGCAGAAUCGGAGAUGGCCGAAGAUGUCAUCCAUUGGCUAGACAAGAUGCUAGUUCGGUUUUCCUCGAGGUUUGGAGAUUACAUUCCGGAAGAUUCUUCGACUUUCCAACUCUCAUCAAACUUUUCUCUUUACCCGCAGUUUAUGUAUCACUUAAGAAGGUCUCAGUUCAUCGUAGUCUUCAACAGCUCGCCAGACGAGACGGGUUUCUUCAGAUUGGUUUUAAACAGAGAAGGGGUAUUAGGUUCUCUCAUAAUGAUCCAACCAACACUUUUACGAUAUUCUUUUCAUGGGCCUCCUGUUCCGGUUGUGUUAGACGUGUGUUCGAUCACUCCAGACUCAAUCUUGCUAUUUGAUUCAUUUUUUCAUGUCGUGAUCCAUUAUGGAGCUCAUAUUGGGCAAUGGAGGAAGAUGGGUUAUGAUCAAGAUAUGAAUAACGAGAGUCUAAGGAAGAUGUUGGAAGAAGUGGUGGUUGAGGCGGAGCAGUUGACUGUUGAUCGAUUUCCUGUACCGAAGGUUAUAAAAUGUGAUCAGUAUAGCAGUCAAGCCAGGUUUCUUUUGGCUAAGUUGAAUCCGUCGGUUACCCAUGAUUCGGUUUAUACAGAUCAAACUGAAAUAAUUUAUACCGAUGAUAUGAGCUUGCAAACUUUUGUUGAACAUUUGCGAGCUCUUGCUGUUCAAGGUUGAUUUAUAAAUCUGGUUAAACGACAAGUAUUCCUUGUACAGAUAUUAAGAAACGCAUCAUAGCUCAAUAUAUUUGGCACCAAGAUAGUGUUUCGCCGCUGAAAUGUAUUAUUAUUAAUGUUGAGGUCUUGUUGUUCUUGGUUAAGAAUGAUGGCUUUUUACGAAAGACAGAUUUUAAGGAGGCGCUUGUUUAUUCAGAUAUUAUUGUCUGAAACACGAUCUUUGUCACAUUUCUCCUUCGGGUUUCUGUCAGAUUUUUCAUUUAGUUGUGUUCAAGUUGGAAUCUUAUUUAGAAACAGGGUAUUAUAUAAACUUAGUGGACUGUUUUUAUGGUA
Messenger RNA from Impatiens glandulifera, 2768 nucleotides. RefSeq names its product protein transport protein SEC23. Gene Ontology annotation, biological process: intracellular protein transport; endoplasmic reticulum to Golgi vesicle-mediated transport; COPII-coated vesicle cargo loading. Lineage: Eukaryota; Viridiplantae; Streptophyta; Magnoliopsida; Ericales; Balsaminaceae. Gene Ontology annotation, molecular function: zinc ion binding; GTPase activator activity. The coding region runs from base 160 to 2436 and encodes 758 amino acids. The record is from RefSeq and is a predicted model, not a curated record. Gene Ontology annotation, cellular component: COPII vesicle coat; endoplasmic reticulum exit site. The transcript has 2 exons.